Molecule: messenger RNA, 877 nt
Organism: Hippocampus zosterae (dwarf seahorse)
Lineage: Eukaryota; Metazoa; Chordata; Actinopteri; Syngnathiformes; Syngnathidae
Gene: c1d
Product: C1D nuclear receptor corepressor
Exons: 5
Coding region: 121-564 (147 amino acids)
Biological process (GO): maturation of 5.8S rRNA; regulation of gene expression
Cellular component (GO): nucleolus; exosome (RNase complex)
Molecular function (GO): DNA binding; RNA binding
Source: RefSeq, a predicted model, not a curated record
CUCCAAUCGAAAGGGGGCAGUGUAGAGUAGUUGCAUCCGUUUGCAACACGUCAUAUCCGUAGUGCUCCAUCGUGGGGAGUAGCGCGAAGCUAACGAGAGUGUCGUAUAGAAAAAAAGAUCAUGGCGGCGGACGAUUAUCCUCACGAGAUAGACGAUCAACUGAAAGGCUUUGAAUCAUCGGUGUUAAGCGUCAAAAACAUGUUGGACACACUUAUGUCGAUGCCCAGAAAUGAGCUGGAGCAAAAGCUGGAUCCUCUGGACCAGGCUAAACUCGAUCUGAUGUCUGCGUACACACUCAAUUCGUUAUUCUGGAUGUAUUUGGUAACACAAGGCAUCAACCCAAGAGAACAUGGCAUCAAACAAGAACUGGAGCGAAUAAGGACACACAUGAGCAGAGUGAAAGCCAUCGCGGACAAGAAGAAGGCGGCUCGUCUGGAUAAGGGUGCUGCCGAACGAUUCAUGAGGAACGCCCUCUUUGAUCCAGAGGAUAAGGCGUCCAAGAAAAAAGCGGCGGCUAACAAAACACCCAACGUGAAGCCAGCGAAGCGGCCAAAAAAAAGCUGAAGAGGAUGUUUUUGAAUGCCUUGAGCGGAACUCAUCCAGAACUGUUGCAGAACGUCUUUCUAAAAUGGCCUCCGUCAGUACAUUUGUGUUCAUCAUUUUUGAGGAAAUGAUUAUAUAUUUUGAUUUAUGCGUUUAGUAAGACUUGUUUAGUAUAAUGAAAAUAUCUUUCAGGGCGUUAGGAUUUUUUUCAUACACAAGUUUGAUGCAAAACGUUCUGAAAGUGAUUCUAUGAAUCCAGUUGGAUUUUGUUUUUCCUGUUAAGUCCUGUGUGUUUCUUCAAGGGUUGGCACUUGACUUAAACACUUUGAUGUUA